Papaver somniferum (opium poppy) is the source of this 1551-nucleotide messenger RNA. Its product is annotated as probable polyamine transporter At3g13620. The record is from RefSeq and is a predicted model, not a curated record. NCBI's taxonomy places the organism in Eukaryota, Viridiplantae, Streptophyta, Magnoliopsida, Ranunculales, Papaveraceae. The transcript has a single exon. Gene Ontology annotation, molecular function: transmembrane transporter activity. The coding region runs from base 1 to 1431 and encodes 476 amino acids. Gene Ontology annotation, biological process: transmembrane transport. Gene Ontology annotation, cellular component: membrane.
AUGGUGAAAAGUAAAGAAGAAAUCGAGCUUUGUGAAGUCAAAGUUGAGAGUCCAAUCUCUGUUCCAAAACCAUUUGUCAAGAAAAAACUCACCCUAGUCCCUCUGAUUUUUCUAAUCUUUUUUGAAGUUUCAGGAGGACCUUUCGGAGAAGAAAAUUCGGUUAAAGCAGCAGGACCAUUGUUUGCUCUUUUAGGGUUCACGAUCUUUCCAUUCAUAUGGAGUACGCCUGAAGCUUUGAUCACUGCCGAACUCGCAACUGCUUAUCCAGGUAAUGGUGGUUAUGUAAUAUGGGCUUCUGAAGCUUUUGGUCCUUUUUGGGGAUCGAUGAUGGGUUCAUUGAAAUUUCUUAGCGGAUCUAUUAAUAAUGCUGCGUAUCCAUCCAUGAUGACACAAUAUUUGUCGGUCCCGACUAGGUUUAACACUUUAGUUAUAUGUGGAAUUACAGUAUUGUUAUCGUUUGUGAAUUAUUUGGGAUUAGCUAUUGUUGGUUGGUUUGCUGUUGCCCUUGCUGUGGUUGCUUUGAUGCCAUUUGUUAUCAUGUUUUGCAUUGCAAUUCCUAAAAUUAAGUGGAGAAGAAUUUUGAGUUUGGGUAAAAACGUUCAUAAAAUAAGAAUGAAUGAUUGGCCAACAUUCUUUAACAGCUUGUUUUGGAAUUUAAAUUUCUGGGAUAAUGCUAGUACUUUGGCCGGAGAAGUGGAGAAUCCGCAGAAGAUUUUUCCAAAAGCCUUGUUUUCUGCCGGAAUUAUCACUUGUUUGGGGUACUUAAUCCCUCUCAUAGCUAUCAUUGGAGCUCUACCACUGGACCAAGAUGCGUGGGAGGUUGGUUAUUUAGCGACAGCAGGAGGAACAAUUGGUGGACCAUGGUUGAAGUACUGGAUAAAAAUUGGUUCAGUUUUAUCGAGUGUUGGAUUAUUUGAAGCUCAAUUGAGUAGCAGUUCUUUUCAGACAGAAGGAAUGGCAAAUCUCGGGUUCAUACCUGCUUUGUUUGCAAAGCGAGCCAAGUGGUUUAAUACACCAUGGGCUGGAAUCCUGUUAUCAAGUUUAAUUUCGUUCGGCCUAUCAUUCUUGGAUUUCAAUAACAUAAUUGCUGCAGCCAAUAUCUUGUACGGCUUGGGUAUGCUAUUGGAAUUUUCGGCUUUUAUCAGGUUAAGAUACAAGUAUCCAGACCUGGCUCGACCUUACAAAGUCCCCGGAGGUAUUCCUUGUCUUUGCAUCAUGUGCUUGAUACCAGCAGGGUUCGUGGCGUACGUUAUGACGACGAUGGUGAUUACGAAGCUUGUUGUUUUCUAUAUUACCGCAGGUCUUACUGUUUUUGCAGUUGGCAACUAUUUUGUCAUGAAUCUUUGCAAAUCCAAAGGGUACAUCCAGUUCAUCACCAAAGAUAAUGAUAAGCAGGCCGUGGAGAAGGAAUCAACCGAAGGACAAUCUUAAUUUGAUUUUAGUGGUUUUCUUUAUAUGCACAAUAUUUUUUAUUUUUUUUUGUUUAUUUUAGGAUUUAUAUGCGCAGUUUCGUUUCUAGCUUAAUAAGAACUAUGUUAUUAGUCUUCUCCA